Molecule: messenger RNA, 1861 nt
Organism: Ricinus communis (castor bean)
Lineage: Eukaryota; Viridiplantae; Streptophyta; Magnoliopsida; Malpighiales; Euphorbiaceae
Product: scopoletin glucosyltransferase
Exons: 1
Coding region: 175-1617 (480 amino acids)
Molecular function (GO): UDP-glycosyltransferase activity
Source: RefSeq, a predicted model, not a curated record
AUAAGGAAAAAGCAAGAUAAAGAAACACUAUAAUAAUACACCCGAAUCCACUUGCCUGUAAUACGAAGGCUACAUCAGAUUCAUCAUUUAUGGCAACUUCAGCUGAUCACUCUCUGUUCUCAGAAAUCUAGACUUCAAAACACCACUCUACAGUUCUCUCUAACUUUUCAAAUCAUGGCUUUUGAUUCUAAUAACCAUCAACUUCACAUCCUUCUCUUCCCUCUAAUGGCUCAGGGUCACAUGCUUCCACUAUUAGACAUAGCAAGACUCUUCGCAUCAAGAGGCGUCAAAAUCACCAUUGUCACUACACCUGGAAACGCACCUCGCUUGAACAGAUCAUUCCAAACAACCCAAGAUUCAUCAACCCAAAUCAGCUUCAAGAUCAUUAAAUUCCCUGCCAAAGAAGCUGGAUUACCUGAAGGUCUUGAAAAUCUUGAUUCAGUAUCUGAUAAAGAGACUCAUAGCAAAUUCUUUGAUGCGCUUUCUUUACUUCGAGAACCUUUGGAGCAAGUUUUGCAAGAACUGCAUCCACAAGGGUUAGUAUCAGAUAUAUUCUUUCCAUGGACAGCAGAAGUAGCAUCAAAGUAUGGCAUUCCGAGAUUAAUCUUUUAUGGCACUAGUUUCUUUUCCAUGUGUUGUUUGGAAAAUCUUGAAGAACAUCAGCUUUACAAGAAAGUAUCUUCUGAUACGGAGAAGUUCAUUUUGCCUGGAUUUCCUGAUCCUAUUAAGUUCUCGAGAUUGCAGCUUCCUGAUACCUUAACAGUAGACCAACCAAAUGUUUUUACAAAAUUGCUUGCAAGUGCUAAAGAGGCAGAGAAAAGAAGCUUUGGAAUGAUUGUUAAUAGUUUUUAUGAGUUGGAAUCUGGUUAUGUUGAUUAUUACAGGAAUGUUUUAGGUAGAAGAGCUUGGCAUAUAGGGCCAGUUUCACUUUGCAAUAGGAAUCUGGAAGAAAAGUCUCAAAGAGGUAAAGAAGCAAGCAUCAGUGAGCAUGAGUGUAUUAAAUGGCUUGAUUCAAAGAAACCCAAUUCAGUUCUUUAUGUGUGCUUUGGUACUGUCGCAAAGUUCUCUGAUCCUCAGUUACUUGAGAUUGCUUUAGGGCUUGAAGCGUCAGGGCAAAACUUUAUCUGGGUUGUGAGAAGAGAGAAGAAUGAAGAAGAGAAAUGGUUGCCUGAUGGAUAUGAGAAAAGAAUAGAAGGAGAAGGACUGAUUAUAAGAGGAUGGGCACCUCAAAUUUUGAUUCUUGAGCAUGAAGCAGUUGGUGGGUUUGUGACUCAUUGUGGGUGGAAUUCUACUUUAGAAGGUGUGAGUGCUGGUUUGCCAAUGGUAACAUGGCCUAUUUUUGCUGAUCAGUUUUUCAAUGAGAAGUUGAUUACUGAUGUUUUGGGGAUUGGAGUUAGUGUUGGUGCUGAAAAAUGGGUUAGGUUGGUAGGGGACUUUGUGGAGAGUGGAAAGAUAGAGAAGGCAGUGAAGGAGGUAAUGGUAGGUGAGAAAGCAGUGAAAAUUAGAAGCAGAGCAAAGAAGGUUGGGGAAAUGGCUACAAGGGCCAUUGAAGUUGGUGGCUCAUCUUAUAAUGAUCUUGGUGCUUUAAUUCAAGAAUUGAAAUCUUAUCACAGUUGAGGUUUACCAUUGUUAUAUAUUGAUAAUUAGUAUGUAAGCAAUACAUGGAUAAUUUGGUUAUGGUAUUAAUAGUUUAGUACCACUGUAUUGCCAAUUAGAUUUUCAUAGCAGAAAUUGUCAUAUUGAUUUUCUCUGGCUUGUCUGCCUUGCAACCUAUCUUGAUAUUAUAUGCUAUGAGAAUUGAAAAAAGUCCAAAACUCCUAAUGCAUAUGCUAUUAUUAAUAUAAAUCGAUUACUUUUUAUA